CGAUCUACCUUUUAAAUGCUCAAGUACACGAUAUCAGUUCCUGAAAAAUUAUAGCAAAAGAAAGUUUUUAUUGUAUUUGCUAACAUCAGUAGAUUAUAAUGCGUUUCAAUUUUCAUAAAAUUUAGUUUCUAAGAUUUACCCUUGAUUGCUUGAGUCAAAGAUAGCAAUGAUAGAAUAACAUUUCUAAGUACUCGAGUAUUGUAGUUUUGUUUUCAGUUUUCAUUUCGUCUCGAGAAUAAUAUGGCAGCUCCCAUCCAAAAGCUUGCGUUACUAUGCAAGAGAUUAUUCGCCGGACAGUCUCGAGAGAAAUUAACAUCGGAAUAUCUAUCGCCACUCAUCUGUGAAGUCAACAAAAUAAAAGCUACCGACCUACGGUUUGAUGUUAGUGAAAUCGAGGAGAGAGAAGCAAAUUUAAAAGAGUAUCAACGAGCACCAGUAACAUACAUGCCACUCCUCGAUGAGAGUUCACAUACAAUGUCUGUCUUCAUUUUGAAACAGGGAAGCUCGUUGCCCCUACAUGAUCACCCUCAGAUGUAUGGGAUGCUGAAAGUGAUUUGUGGGAAAAUCAAGGUAACAUCAUAUAGUGUUAUUGAGUCAGAGCCAAUGCCCGAAAAUGUAGAAAAUAUUCUGACCUAUUCUAGAUCUAGGAGGACCAGGUCUAAUGACAUGGUGAAAACUGUAAUCAAGAAUGAGGAUGUCAUCGUCUCCAGUGAGGAUGGUUGUUGCGUUCUUUCCCCAUCAGAAGGCAAUAUACAUGAAAUACAUCCCCUGACAAACAUUGCAGCUUUCUUGGAUGUUCUGGCCCCUCCGUAUGCCGAUGAUGACAGUUGUCAUUACUAUCAUGAAGUAGCGAGUGAUAAAGCAGACCAGACUAAAAGAUGGCUUGUUGAAGUUGCUCAGCCAAGAAGCUACUGGUGUGAUACAAUUAGAUAUAAAGGGCCGCAGAUAGAUAUUUCCCAAGAUUAAUCAUGAACAAUUUGUGGUAUAAUGUUAAUUCUACUAGUGAUUGUGAUUCAUUGACUUAAAUUUUACAGAUCUAGAGAUAGUUCGUUGACCAAAAGUCGACAAAAGUAUUUUGGAAUUAUGAAGAGAGUAUCCAUUAGGACUUUUUAAUAAUAUGAAUUUGGGAAUCAAACUCGCAUCUUUUGAGGGUACAAAAGCAAAGGUUUUUAUCCUUCACAUCGUAUAGAAUCCAAUUCUCUACCUCUUGCUUUGCAUAAACUUGUUCAGAUACUUAAGUAUGAAAAUUUAUUUGAAAAGUCUUUCAGUGCCAUUCAUUUUUUAAACGAACUGUUGCUCGUACCCACCGGGUAACCUCAUUGUAUGACAGAAUGAUUGAGUGCCCAUUGUUUGGGACCUAUAGACCAUGAUUAUAAUUAAAGGUCAUUUUGCAUGGUGAUGAGUUAGUGUGGCUGAAUUUCUAAAUAUCCGUUUUCCCUUUCAGAUCUUGUUUGAAUUAUAUUAUGGUUGGAGUUACGAUGAUGAUAAUGACACAAACUUGAAACUGCAACUUCUUUUCAUACUUUUAAUAUAAAAAGUUUUAAGAAAGGCAAGCUCACAACAAUAUAUGUAAAUUCCAUACUUGCUUGCAUAAAUUUUAUUACAGUGUUUGACCAAAAAAAAUUGCCGUUUGGUCUCAAAUGUAAUAUGCAUCACAAGAAUAUAGUGUAAAGCGCAUAGAGCCUGCUGCUGAGCAGGGAUAUGCGCUCUAUACAAAUGCUAUCUAUUAUUAUUAUUAUUAAGAAUUUGGUGUGUGUGUAUAGGGGGGGGGGGUCGGGUGGGUCCCCCCACCCCCUCUUAUUUAUUUGCUUGAUCUAUUAACUCACUUGAGCCUAUUCCCGUGUAUUUACUGGGUGAGUCGCCAGCCCUGUGGCUGAAGAAUCCCAUGUAUAAAGGGGUGCGCUAUUAUCAGUCAAUAUAUCUCCUGUGUUUUUCGGUACACUUGAGCUAUGGGAAGUGGUGAGGCAACAAUUGAUUCACUUGUAUCAUUUCGUUAAACAUUUGAUCUACUUAUGUGCAAAUACUUUUUUUGCUGUAACGGACUAAUUCAGUCAUCCCCAUGUUGCGAUCAUUGAUUUUAUUACAAAUUUGGCGAAAAAAAACAAAAAAA
Molecule: messenger RNA, 2110 nt
Organism: Aplysia californica (California sea hare)
Lineage: Eukaryota; Metazoa; Mollusca; Gastropoda; Aplysiida; Aplysiidae
Product: 2-aminoethanethiol dioxygenase
Exons: 1
Coding region: 241-966 (241 amino acids)
Cellular component (GO): mitochondrion
Molecular function (GO): oxidoreductase activity, acting on single donors with incorporation of molecular oxygen, incorporation of two atoms of oxygen
Source: RefSeq, a predicted model, not a curated record